AUGAAAGGAGUGCCUCUUAUGGACUGGGUGCAGACGAACUACAGUGGACAUCCUGCUGAGGGUAGGGGACAAGCUGUGACGGAACAUAAAGACCGCACACCAAGAGCAGGGACAGGUCCGGUCACAACGCUGGAGAAUUUGGUAGCGCGCGGUUCUGACGCAGGAGAGGCCUGGCGCUUGUUCACGCAGGAAUUCUGGCCUGGAUGUCCAGCGUUGGUUUCUCCAGCAUUGAGUGACGUGCCAAAGAUCAAACGCGGGACUUCCAAUGUGUUCAUGCUGCUUUAUAAUGUCAUGCUGAGGGGGUGGAAGAAGGAUCCCAUGGCUGACCUCCCGAGUCCGUCGUCAUGCAUCGCUCACUUCCAGCGAGUUGGCGUAAUGCUUCCACAGUUUUAUGCUCAAGCAAUCUGGACCCUCUUGCUUGAGCUUCUCUCCAACGACCCGAAAUACAUCAAUCCGUCGAAUAGUGCUCUUCGGGAAAUCCUUACAAUAUGGGCAUUGUUCUUCGAUGCUCAUGCUCAUCCCCUUUCCCGGGAUCAGCCAAGGAAGAGCACAAGCUCAAUAAACUGGUCGUGUCUACCUGCUCCUACCGCCGUCCAGACCAUGCUUAAAACCAAAGAUCGACGCAUAGGAGGGGAUGAUUUCCAAUUCAGGAAGUUCUCGGACCGCCUUCUCCACACCGUCUCAGGUUUCCCAGGUACGGCGAUCGAUGAAUUGCAGAUUGCCCUUCUCGUCACCUUCCACCUUCUCGUCAUCAAUCACACCACAGACUCGAUACACACGGUUGAUGCCGUCGAUGCAGAUAUUGAACCGUUUCUGAACUUUGCUUCUCAUCUUCUGCAUCACGCUGAUACUUUCAACACUCAAGAGCUGGUGGUCCAUCGGCUGAGUCAACAUCUGCGGCACAGCGAACCAUCAGUCACCCACCAGCAGUUAUUGGCGAACCUUAAGAAAACAAGGUCGUAUGCAAGCAUUGUAUUUGGAGGGGGCUCGGAAUGGACGUCUCUCCUCAAGUCAAGCAAGAAGAAAGCGGAAUCUUGGCGAUCCCUAGCCGACUUCUUUGUCGGUGCUCUCUACGGAGCACAGGAACACAAGAGCUUAAGGGCGGCCCAAAACACGUGGAAACUGAUCGAGGAUGCCUAUACGACUCGCAUUGGUGACUCCGUCAAGGUUACCAUUCCGUCGUCUGUGUACGACACCGCCUUGACCACGUUUAUGGCUUUGAGGAGACAAGAUCUCGCCAUCCAGAUUUGGCAGUACCUACGGAAAAAUGGCAUCAUUCCGACGGUGGCAUCAUGGACGGCAAUGAUCGUCGGUUGUCGUAUCGCGAAACGGGGAGAUGCCAUUGAGGAAGUCUGGGAUCGCAUGCAUCGUGCUGCGAUUGAGCCGGAUGCUCGAGCCUAUACCGAGGCCAUCUUCGGAUUUCUAUGGUGCGGCCAUGAUGACCAUGGCUUUCGGCUCCUUCAUGAAAUGAGCGACAAGUGGACUCGUGCGGUCCAGCGCAUUCAUGGGAAACCGCUCUCCAAGGUGGAUGUAAAAUCCAUUGGCGACCUGCCUGGGGCACCCAAGCCUACGACUGGGACCUUGAACACGGUGAUCACCGCGCUCAGCAAAGGCAAGCAAAGAAGACACCACGAUAUCGCGAAAGUCUUCGCCUGGGCUCAAGCACUGGGGAUCCCCCUGACCAUUGACACGUUCAACGUGAUGCUCCAAAUGCACCUCGAGCAAAGCGAUAUGGAAAACGCUAUGAAAGUUUUGCGGAACAUGCAGGACAACGACAUCCAACCGAACGUCGUCACCUUCAGCAUGCUUUCCAACAUCAUCUUCGGUCGUUCCGGAACUAUCGAUCUCCCUCCUGAGGAACAGCUAGCAUUCAUCCUCCGAUUCCUGUGGGAAGUUGAAAGUCGAGGCAUCGCUCCCAACUCUCAUAUGUACGGCACCAUCAUCGACGGGAUCAUCCACCGCAACGCCGACACGGCGGUAGCCCAAGGCGUCCUCACCCACAUGCGCGCCAAAGGAAUGAAACCCUCCGUCCACAUCUGCACGAUGCUCAUGACCUACCACUUCCAACAACACCCACCCGACCUCGAGGCGAUCGACGCCCUCUGGCGCACCAUGCUCUCCGACAACGUCGUCGUCGACGGCUUCUUCUACGACCGCAUGAUCGAGGGCUAUUCCCGCGCCGACCACGUGGGCAAGAUGAUGACGUUCCUGACCCGCAUGUCGAAGGAUGGGCUGCAGCCGAGCUGGAAGGCGCUCACGGCCAUCGUGGAGGCGUUGCUGAGAGUGGGGGAUACCCAGCGAGCGCAGGAGAUCGUGGCGGACGUCGGGGAGAGGGGGAACCGGGGGUCGGGCGUUCCGGAUCGGGGACACGGGAUGCAGGAUUUUUGGUCUCUGGUAGCGCAUGAGGGACUGGGUCGUGGUUCUGACACGGGAGGGAUCGAGGGGGAGGUUGAUGGGCAGGGAAGAAGGCAGUUUGUAUCAUCUUGA
Molecule: messenger RNA, 2487 nt
Organism: Eremomyces bilateralis CBS 781.70
Lineage: Eukaryota; Fungi; Ascomycota; Dothideomycetes; Eremomycetales; Eremomycetaceae
Exons: 1
Coding region: 1-2487 (828 amino acids)
Molecular function (GO): protein binding
Source: RefSeq, a predicted model, not a curated record